This is a messenger RNA of Suillus paluster, 573 nucleotides long. RefSeq lists its product as uncharacterized. The record is from RefSeq and is a predicted model, not a curated record. The transcript has 6 exons. The coding region runs from base 1 to 573 and encodes 190 amino acids. Lineage: Eukaryota; Fungi; Basidiomycota; Agaricomycetes; Boletales; Suillaceae.
AUGUUUCUAAGUGUCAUCUAUCUAGAAUGUACGGUCAGCAGUAGCACUGUAACACUAAGAAUCUUCUACUUGAGAUCAUAUUCGCCCAGCAGGACAGCGACGAAUAUCAAAAACUUGCGCCCAGAUCUCUUUUCGGAAGUGUACCACUUCAGCAUCGGAACCGGCUCCCUACAGAGAUUGGAGGAAAGGGAUGCGCGUUCCUACUCUGAUAUUCGGCUACUUGUUGGUUCCAGUACAUGGGACUAUUGCCAAGGUUCACACUUUACGAUACCCUUCAUCGGUGUCGCUAUCUUUGGGUUCGGAUCAAUAACAAAUUUGUGGCGACCUAAGGUCACAAAACGUGUAAUUAUGACAGCCGGGAGCUCAAGCGCGAUUACCACACUUCAGCCAGCAAACUUAUCAACACAUCGACAAGACGUUGAGGAGGGAAAUCGCGCGCUCUUCCCACAUCACUGCCUCUCUUCUGCAGUACAGAAGUGGCGAGGUGGGCAACUAUACCACCUUUUGGGAGACUACGGUACAAUCCUGGUCAUCCGUGAAGUAUUCUGGCACGUGCAGUUUUUCUCCACUUGA